AUGGGGUGGAGUCAGUCAAUGGAUGAUAUCCUUCUAUAUGGUGACGAGAUAUCCUUCUAUAUAGUGACGAGUGACAAUCAUGUCGAGAUAACCUUAACGGCUAUUGUUAAUUUCUCAAUCGAAAACCAAAUUGUGAAGAUGAAGCUUCCAUGUGAAUUGGUGGAAGAGAUACUCUACCGUGUUCCUCCUCUAUCUCUUCUCCGAUGCAAAACCGUUUGCAAACAGUGGAACACACUUUUAAACCACUUGUCUCUCGUCCGUCCUCAACUCCUUAUAUGGACUGGUCCCAAGAUUUAUUCGGUAGGCGUCAGUCUCAAAGAUGAUCCAAAGAUAGACAUACGCGAGUUACCCGUAGAUAAUCCUUAUUUGAAGAAUAAUAACAAUCCUAUACCUUACAACUUCCUUCCUAGCGAUGGCUUAUUGUUUUGUGUCCCUCGUUGGGGGAAUAUCAAUAGAGUCGUUGUUUGGAACCCGUGGUUAAGACAGACUAGAUUGAUCGUGCCCCAAGAAAACUGUUUUACGUUUGGUGGUAUAGGGUAUGAUAGUGGUAGACCCGAAAAGGGUUACAAGGUCUUUGGAUAUCGUUUUCUUGAUCGAAAACUAAAUAACGGUAAAGUUCAAGUAUACCGAAGACUUGCCAUCUACAAGUUCGAAACCAAUGAGUGGAAGUAUAUUGAUUCAAUGAAUGAAGAUGAGAGCUCCCAAAUUGGCAUUGGAAUCUCGUUUGAUAAGAAUGUGUCUUUGAAUGGAAAUUUGUAUUGGAUUGCUUAUAAUGUCAAGACUGGUGAGUAUCUCAUUCGAUGUUUUGAUUUUUCGAAGGAGACAAUUAAACUCUUCUGCGUUCUACCGUGGAAAGAUGAUUCUUCUGAUGUACCAAUCCUCUCAGCUUAUAGGAGAGAUCGGUUUUCAGUGUUGAAACAAUUCAAUGAAACAAACAAGAUCGAGAUAUGGGUAACAGAAAACAAGAUUAGUGGAGAUGGAGCUAAUGUGGUGUGGAUGAAGUUCAUGACAGUUUCAAUACCUUUUGAUAAGGAUUUUUGUCCAAGUUACUUUAUUGAUAAUAAUACAUACGGAAAGAGCCUCGUUAUGUGUUGUAAGGAUGAAGAUAAAAAUGCUUGCAUAUAUGUUGUGAAGGGCAAUGCGUCCACGAAGAUUCCAAUAGGUUUUGAUGUCUAUGAGGUUUGUCAACGUUUCCAUGUCCCCAGUUUGAUUCCAGUUCCUUGAUACACUUCAUUUAUAUGUUAUGUGAUAAAUGAUUUUCUUGUAAUAUGUUAGUUUUUAUGUGGAAUGGUCUAAUUUUUCUAGGGUUUGAUUCGGCUUUAAGAUUUAGUUUUAUUGGGAGCCUAUUUGAUAAAUUAAACGUUCAUGGUCAAAUAUGUGAUACAAAAUAGAUAGUUGGCAUUACAUAUAACUUUUAAAGACUUCGAGAUAUACUGCAUAACUUUAAUAUAUAUUCAAUUUUACUAUUCGACGUGGAGUAUUAACAUGAAGGGAAGGUAGUUAGUUUGGUUUUUAUAAAAAAAAAAGCCAAUCUUUGGCUCUUAAAAGUCAGAAGCAAAAUAAACAAGUAAAGGACAUUGAGACAGGCAGAGACGUGGG
Brassica rapa (field mustard) is the source of this 1599-nucleotide messenger RNA. Its product is annotated as putative F-box protein At1g12190. The record is from RefSeq and is a predicted model, not a curated record. NCBI's taxonomy places the organism in Eukaryota, Viridiplantae, Streptophyta, Magnoliopsida, Brassicales, Brassicaceae. Gene Ontology annotation, molecular function: protein binding.